Paraphaeosphaeria sporulosa is the source of this 969-nucleotide messenger RNA. RefSeq lists its product as uncharacterized. The coding region runs from base 1 to 969 and encodes 322 amino acids. The record is from RefSeq and is a predicted model, not a curated record. Lineage: Eukaryota; Fungi; Ascomycota; Dothideomycetes; Pleosporales; Didymosphaeriaceae. The transcript has 3 exons.
AUGGGAAGUUACCAGACGAAACGGGUCCGCGAGGAUCUCAUGAAGCUAGCCUUUGGGCCCAUAGCUAGGCGCAACGACAACCUCUCCCAGAGCCUCCAUAGCAUGUCCCUAAGCCGGGACGUAGGCGCUCCUGUGGCCGUGGGUGCAGAGGACUUGGGGUUCAAGAAGCGUCACGACAUGCUGGGCCUUCGCGUCGAUCUCGAGAAAGCACGACAGAGGGGCAAAAAAGAGAUCCGUUUGAUCAAAGCGCAGAUUAAGAAUCUCAUUAAGACCCUAUCCCAUCUGAAACUGCAAGAGAAGAUGGUAGCGUAUUUCGAACAUAGGGCCUGGAUCGAUACGAUGAGGCCUCAAUUGAUCCUCAGUGCCUUUGAAGCUACUGGUAUAUGGCCACUCAAUCCACAGAGGAUCCUUGAUCGAUUCCAUCAAUCAACACCAUCUUGUCGAGAUACACCUAAUAGUGAUACCUCAGCCCUCAGCGCGUCUGAUUGGCGUAAAAUCAAUCAACUCCUAAAGGCUGUUGUUGGUGUAGGAGGUGAUAGUCAGGCCAAGAAGCUGAGUCAAACAGUACACCAUAUUACUAUCCAAAAACAGCUCCUAGAUGAGGAGAACAAGCACCUACGAGAAGCCUUGCUCACUAAGAAACGCCGCUCUAAGAAAGGUAGGCCUUUACCCCUUGAUCAGAGCUAUGGUGGAGCAAUAUUCUGGUCUCCUAGCAAAGUACAGAGGGCACGUGAUCUUGAACACCAACUCGAUCAGGUGGAGAAGCAGAAGGAGCGUCAACAAGCUGAUCAGAUAGAGGCCCGUAGGGCUAAUCAACUACUUAAUGCUCGAUUAGCUGAGGAGAGACGUGUUGCUCGAGUAGCUGAUAGAGAGGCGCGUAGGCGCCAGAGGGCUGAUGCGGCUAUACAGAGACGCCUGAUCAACAGGCCCGCAGGGCCCAACAACAACACCAACGAUCGAUCAAGAUAG